Molecule: messenger RNA, 1127 nt
Organism: Salvia splendens (bonfire salvia)
Lineage: Eukaryota; Viridiplantae; Streptophyta; Magnoliopsida; Lamiales; Lamiaceae
Product: ribosomal RNA small subunit methyltransferase NEP1
Exons: 6
Coding region: 456-998 (180 amino acids)
Biological process (GO): rRNA base methylation
Cellular component (GO): nucleus; small-subunit processome
Molecular function (GO): rRNA (pseudouridine) methyltransferase activity; rRNA binding
Source: RefSeq, a predicted model, not a curated record
CACUUCUCUCUACAUCAACAAUCACGCAAAUUUUCUCAAAAACAAUUCAUCAAACAUCUUAUCCACUAUUCGAAUUCGGUUCUAAUGAGCCCUCUCUCGUCGACUCGAUUUCGAUUGGUAACCGAUAGAAGUUACAAUGAAAGAGAGGAAGACAUAUAGUUGCUGCCUCUUGGAAUGGAUUGAACUUUGAGCCCUCCUCUUCGCAAUUGGGUAAUUUAUCUUUAUCAAUAGCUGCUGAAUUUAUCUUUUACUCAGGUUAGUAUGCAUCUUUUGGUGAUUGUGUGUGUGUGUGGAGAAGGCAAACACGCAUGAGACUCAUGCGUGUUUCUUAAAAGACGCGAGACGGUGAUGCGUCUUUGUUUAUACACGCGAGAGAGAGACGCGUGUUUCAUUUAAACACACGAGAGGCGCUCGCGUCUUUCCCUUCAUUGGAAUUUUUUUUUUUGCGGGUACAAAUGGCGGAUAAGAACUCUCAUGACGUACAUUCGUGGAAUUUAGCCGCAGAUUAUCGCCCUGAUAUUGCUUUUCAGGCAAUCCAAACAAUUUUAGAUAGUCGUGUGAACAACACUGGGAGGCUUAAAGCUCUAUAUGUAAGCACACAGCAAGGUGAUCUUAUAGAGAUCAAGCCCCACGUGCGUAUGCCAAGAACAUACAAGAGCUUCGCGGCACAAUUGCUGCACAAGCACCACAUUAAUGCAACUGGCAGCAGUGAAAGACUGUUACAAAAAAUCAAGAACCCUAUGACCAAGUAUUUACCCACAAACAGUCGUAAAAUAGGCUUAUCACAUAGUUCGGAAAAAUUGGUCGAUAUGCACAACUGCAUUGCUAAUAUCAACGAAGAGAUGGAUAUAGUUUUUGUGCUAGGAGCAAUGGCCUAUGGGAAAAUUGAUAGAGAUUAUGUUGAAGAUUAUGUUUCAAUCUCCGAAUGCAAUUUGAGUGCUGCGUACGCAAUUUCGAUGAUUACAAAUGCCGUAGAAAGGAAGUUCAAGAUCAUGUAGUGAAAGCCCCUAUGCCGUAGCUCGGUUUCAUACACCUUGGUUUGGUUAUGCAAGUUUUACAUCUGAGGUUAAUCUUUUACUGAAAUUUUGCACAUUUGUUUGUUAGCCAUUCUGCUCUGGCGUUUUGGU